AUGACAGUUUGAAGUUGAAAUGAUAAACAAACUUUGGUUGUAUAGCAGUGGGCGUUGCCACACAUUGUGUUGAUAAUUCAUUGAUUUUAUAACUGAUAAACCGUACUUUUUGUGUGACAUGCUUUGAGAUAAUAAUGUGGGUCUUUUGAGAUAAAAUUCACUAUUGUUGUCGAUAGUGAAUCACACGGUUUGGCGAAAAAAUAAAUUCUGUUUAUUUCUCUGAUUUAGUAAGAAAUAAUAAGUUUUUAGGUUUAAAACCAUUUUAUAAUUCAACUUAAAGUUGUUUUAACCCAGUUAUAAUUCAUCAGUCUUUAAAAUUAUGUGAUAUUUAUCGUUACUCAGUGUUCGCAUUUAUGUGGCUUCUCGUUCAUCUAAAUUCUGAUUCACAUAUGAAAAAUGUUGAAAAACGCUUUUAUACUUUUGUUUUUGUGUUUUAACAUUAAUUGCCAAUCAAAUAAAGAUCUUUACAAUGGACAAUAUAAUACACGGCCUGAUGGCUCUGAAGCAAGACUUCCAAAACCUGGAGAUAACAAUUAUAGAACAUAUUUGUACAACAACAGAAGGUAUGGUGCUGACCCCAGUAGAUAUAACCCAUACAAUCCAAACAUCAAUCAGCCUGGUGGAUUUCCAUACAAUCCAUUGAACACCAAUCCUUUAGAUGAUCAAUUUAAAUACAAUACGAAUAUAGACCCAAACAAUCCUGAUGCUAUUUUCCCUGGUGUCCUGGGAGGCUGGAGGGAAGACUUGCAAGGAAGGGAGAGGAGAGACUCUCGACAACUGAAGAGAGACAUCUUUGUUAAUACCAAUUAUGGACAAGUUCAAGGAUUUAAAGUAUAUUUGUAUGACAAUCCCGACCCUAAUUCUGGCUACCGACCAUGGCUAACCCCUGUAGAGAGGAUACAGGGUGAAGUAUCUGUUUUCCUGGGUAUACCAUAUGCUCGACCACCUGUAUUGGAAGGGAGAUUUAAGCCGCCGCGCCAGCACCCCGGCUGGCAGCUGCUGCAGGCGGUGGACUGGGGCCCAGCGUGCCCGCAACCGGUGCGGCACACCGGCGCUACCAAAGGCAUCCGAGAUAUGGACGAAGACUGUUUAUAUCUCAAUAUAUUCUCACCUAAUACAGAAGCAGGUGCAACAGCUCAGAAGUACCCAGUAAUGGUGUACAUCCACGGUGGGCAGUUUUCCUCCGGCGCUUCCAACUUGUUCCCCGCGCACAUGUUGGCCGGCUUCUACAAUGUUGUUGUUGUCUCGCUCAACUACAGGCUCGGCGCAUUAGGUUUCCUGUCGACGUCGGACGAGAACUCGCCCGGUAACUACGGAAUGCUGGACCAGAUAAUGGCGCUGCGCUGGAUCCGCGACAAUAUAGAGCCUUUCAAUGGUGACCCGCAGUCCAUCACGCUGUUCGGUCCCGGCGCCGGCGCAGCCUCUGCUGGUCUGCUGGCACUACACCCGCAGACCAGUCAUAUCGUCUCCAGAGUUAUUGCACAGAGCGGGUCAGCGCUGGCGGAGUGGGCGCUGAUAGAGGACAAGUUCCGAGUGCAGAACACGUCGCUGGUGUUCGGCCGGCUGCUGGGCUGCCCCAUCGACUCCUCCUGGAAGCUGGUCAACUGUCUGCGCCAGGGCAGGAGCUUCUAUGAGCUAGGCAAUGCUGAGUUUCAGCCUCAAGUGGGCUUCAUCCCAUGGGGUCCGGUCCUGGAGAACAACUUCACGUACCCCGGGGACGAGUGGUACGAGGGGUGGCGCGCCAGAGACUGGACCUUCCUGCAGACCAAGCCCGAGGACCUGAUAGCUGCCAGGUCCUUUAACCCUGCUCUCAGAUAUAUGACCGGGGUCACCACGCAGGAGGCCGCUUAUGUACUAUAUAACAACGAGAGCCUGGCGCCAGGAUACGAGAUCAGCGAGCAGUGGUUCGAUCAGAAGGUGCGGGAGCUGGUGCUGCGGUACAACUACACGCUGAACCCGCGCGGCGUGUACGAAGCUGUGCGCUACAUGUACACGUACCACCCCGACCCGCACAACGUCUCCGCUAUACGUGACCAAUAUGUGCAUCUGCUGUCGGACUUCCUGUACCGAGCGCCGACAGACAAGAUGGUGAAGCUGCUGCUGGAGCAGCAGGUGCCGGUGUACAUGUACGUGCUGAACACGACGGUGGAGUCGUACCGGUGGCCGGAGUGGCGGCAGUACGCGCAUGGUGUCGAGACCCUCUUCCUCACCGGCGCGCCCUUCAUGGACCAGGAGUUCUUCCCGCGCCGCCUGCGUCUCGACCGCCAGGCCUGGACGCCCAAUGAUAGGAAUAUGAGCCACUUCUUUAUGAAGGCUUACUCAGAUUUCGCUAGAUUCGGCAACCCGACGCGGUCUCGCAUCCUGGGCGUGCACUUCGAGGAGGCUCAGGCGGGACAGCUGCGCUACCUCAACCUCAACACCACCUACAACUCCUCCAUAAUGCUCAACUACCGCCAGACUGAGCUCGCCUUCUGGACCAUCUACCUGCCCAGCGUCAUCGGCAGGCUGGUGCCCACAUACCCGCCCAUCACUGAGUAUUGGUGGGAGCCUCGUCAGCCGCUGCAGAUCGCGUUCUGGUCAGUGGCGGUGGCCUGUCUGCUGCAGCUCGUGCUGCUCGUGCUCUGCUGCAUGCUGUGGCGGAACGCUAAGAGGGCUGCACCUCCUAAAUGGAAAAUGGUACCCGCCAUGGAGAGUGAUCGUCUGUACGAGGGUGACAUAUUCAUGGUGCCAGAGUUGGCGGAGGGUGGCAUAGACAAUGACACCGCGGCGCGGUCGCGGGACAACAUCUACGAGUACCGCGACGUGCCGCUCAAGAGACCGCACACGCCGCAGACUCUCACCAGAACGAUAAGUCAGCCGGCCACUCUGCAGUCGUCGCGGCCGCCGUCGGAAGCCUCCACAGGGUCAGCUCUCUCACUGAAGGAGAGCGCGGUGUCGCGCGCGCCCGCGCCCGUGCCCCGCGCACGCUCGCGCACGCAAAUCGUACACGGAGUGCCGCAAACUACUGUCUGAUAUACCAUUUUAUACCUUAACCUCUAUACAAUAAGGUUUUAUUUACUAUGACACAUUGUCAUUGUCUAGUGUUAUCGUUUUAUCCAUUUUGAACCUUAUACGUUAGGUAAUAAGGUUGUUUUGUUGGUUGAAUAAAUAUUGAAUACGAUUAAUAUUACGAACCACUAAAAUGUUUUAAUUGUGGUCAGUAUGUUAGAAUUUUUUUAAUUAGGUGCUGUCCAGUGAUGUAAAGAAUUCUAGAAUUUAUCGCCGACAAUAUAAGACUUUGUCUCCAUUAAAAUGUUAAGCACGAACAAUUAGAUUAGGUUAGGCUUAAAAUAUCCAUCCCAUUUUAAUUGACAUUUGAUGCUUUUUACAAAAAUAAGAAAAUAAAUAUUGUCAGAUAUACGAAUGUAUAUAUCUUUAUGUACUGAUUUAUAUAAUGUUUUAAAAUACAUACUUUUAUAGGAUUUUAUUUAAAUAAAAUUACCACCGUUAGGUAU
This is a messenger RNA of Papilio xuthus (Asian swallowtail), 3494 nucleotides long. It is a transcript of the gene Gli, whose product is annotated as carboxyl ester lipase-like protein Gli. The transcript has 15 exons. The record is from RefSeq and is a predicted model, not a curated record. Bases 397 to 3012 code for a protein of 871 amino acids. Lineage: Eukaryota; Metazoa; Arthropoda; Insecta; Lepidoptera; Papilionidae.